AUGGGAGCGUGGCUCUGUACAAGUUCAAAAAAUGUAGCUAGAUCGGAUGGAAAAUUGCCUGAUUUGCCAUCAUCUGAAAGAGAUCCACGCAAUAAUACACGAGCAACAUCAGUACAUGAUAUUAGUAAUGAUGGUACAUGUACAGUCGAUUCAACAAUUCCUUCUACAACAAAAAUCAAAACAAUAUCAACAAAUGAAAAACAAGAAGGAGAAAAUAUUAUACAACAACAAACAACAGGAAUAUCUCUUGCUGAAUCUCAAUUUUAUGCACGAUCUUCGAAUACACCGUGUAUAAAACGACAAAAUUUUAUUGAUGAAAAAAUUAAUGAAAUUUAUUCAUCACCACCUGCUGAUGAUACAUUUCAGGAUGCUAUCAAUGAUCUUAAUAUAAAUAAAGAUCAAAUAAUGAAUGAAAAUGUUAUACCAACUGAUUCGAAUGAAAAAGAAAAAGCCAUACAAAAUCAAGAAUUAUUUAUCAAUGAAUCAGUUGAUAUAAAUUCAUCAUUACCUAUACGAACAGUACGACCAUUAUCAAAUGUAAUUAUUGUUAAUCCAUUUGAACGUCUUCGUAUAAUGAAUGUUCGAAAUGAACAAUAUCCAGUAGAAGAAGCAUCAUUACAAAUAUUUGAUCAACCAUCAUUUUUUCCAAAACAAAUUGAUUUACCAUUUGAAACUCCAUCGACAUCAACGAAUUUAAUUCGUCCACUUCGAUCAACUGUUGAACAAAUGCUUGAUCCACUCAAUGAUAAUAAUGAUUCAUCAACAUCAACAACAACAACAACAACAACCAAUCGUUCAGUACAUUUACCUGUUGAAAAACAACGUGGUCAAUCUGAAAUAAUUCGAAAACGUAAUAGUCGAUGUAAAGUUGAAGAUUAUAAACGUUCAAUUCAAAAACCUAAUACAUUCGAUGAUCAACAACAACAACAACAACAACAAUUUAAUCGUCCAUUACCAACAUCAAAAAGUGAUUAUGAAUUAAUGACAUUAUCAAAUAAUUCAACAUCAUCACCAUUAGAUAUAAAUUCUAAAAAUUUUCAAAAAUCCUAUUCAAUUGAAUUACCAAUUGAUUUUCAAAAUAAUAAUGAUAAACGAGCUAGAAUGUCAAUUGAACGAUUAAAUUUAUUAUUAUCAAAAGAUGAACAAUUAGAACAAGAAAAAAUUUCAAAUGAAAUUGAUGAAAAUACGAGUGUUGCUAAUAGAAGAAGUUUAUUUGAAACAAUAUCAAAAGAUACACAAUUUAGUGGUACUUUACCACGUUCAAAACCAUCUCAACCUGAAGAUGUUUCAAUUAUAUCAUCAACAACAAAAAAAUAUGCUAAUGAAAAACAUCGUUCACAAACAGAAAAUAUUCUUCUUUUACAACAAAAUGAUGAAAGUUUAUCAGAUAAAAAAACUGAAAAUGAACCAUUCGAUGAUGAUAUUUCAAAAUUAUCAUUUAAAGAAAAAAUGAUUUUAUUUAAUAAAAAGAAAUCUAAUGAAUUAAUACCAACAUCAUCAUUAAAAAAUAAUCGAAUUCGUCUUACACAGCCAAUUACUGCUGAAGAAGUUCAAGCUGCUGUUAAUUUGACACCAUCAUCAAGUACACAACAAUUAGAAUCUACAGUUCCUGAUGAUGCAAUUAUGUCAAAUCCAGAAGAAUCAAAUAAUAUAAUAUCGGUGAGCAAAAGAUUUGAACAAUUAAAAGUAUUCGAUGAAAUAGAAUCAAACAAACGUAAUAAAUUACCAUUAGAAAAUUUAUCAGAAAAACUUUUAACAUUAAAAGAUGAACAAAAACCAAAUUUAACUAGUACACGUAAAACUCCAACAUUAAAAUAUAAUGCAAAAAAAUCCAAUGCAGGUCAACAACAACAUGCUAAAACAGUCGAUAUUGUUCGUCUUAAAACUGAUUCAAUCGUUAAAACCAAAGAUACUAAACAAACAGUGUUACCAACUAAUAAAACCAAUGGUACAACAUUACCAAAAUCUAAUAAUAAGAUAGUUUCUGUAUUAAAAUCUGAUAUAAUAUCUGUAUUAAAACCAGAUGAUCAUCUUGAUGAUUUUUUUGGUGAUACAACUAAAAAUUUACAUAAUGAAACAUCUAUUCAAUUGAAUACUGAUGAUCUUAAUCGAAUAGCUGAAAGUACUGUUAGAUUACAAUCACAAGUAACUCGUGCUCGACCUCCACGUCGUCAAAAACAGGGAGCAAAAAAUCCUCUUCGACAAAUUCAAGCUGAAAAUCAAUAUACAGAAAUACAUACUAAUCUUUCAGAACAAGAACUACGUCGAUUAAAACGAGCACAAAUUGCUGAAAAUGCUGGUGUUGCUCAAGAAGCUUUAGCAGCUUUAGCUACAACAGAAAAUUUUGCUGAAAUAAAUUUACGUAAAAUAGAUCAAUCACCAGUAGCAAAAUUUGGUUUUGAACCAUAUAAAGAAUUAAUGCUUAUUUUAAUAAAAGGACGUCGUCAAUGUUCAUUACAUCUUGUUAAUCCAAUAUAUGAAUCAAUUAAUGAAGGUGAUUGUUAUUUAUUAAUAACACCAUUAAAAGUUUUUGCAUGGCUUGGUCGUUAUGCAAAUACAUUAGAAAAAACUAAAACAACAGAUUUAAUUGAUUAUUUAAAACAAAAUCGUGAUUUUGGUUUACGUAAUGAAGUAAAAUAUUUUAUUUUGGAUCAAGCUAAAGAUGAUACAGAAAAUGAUAGUCAUGCAGAAUUUCGUGAUAUUUUACAAGGUGAAAUUGAUGAUUAUAAAUCAAUUGAUUAUGUAAUUGAUGAUGAUUUUUAUGAAACAAAUAUAAAUGAAUUAAAUCGUAUUUAUCGUGUUGAAAAUGAUUUACUUAUGCCAUUAGAUGAUUUAUGUUUUCAUUCAUUAUCAAUUAAAAUUCUUGAUUCAAAUGAAGUAUUUGUUUUUGAUUUUGGUUCAGAAUUAUAUAUUUGGAAUGGUAAAUAUGCAGAUAAAAUAAAACGUAAUAUGGGUUUACAAUUAGCACAACAAUUAUGGAAUGAUAUAUAUGAUUAUAGUGAAUGUAUUAUUAAUCCAUUUGAUCCACUUGAUGAUAAGAAUGAACAAACUAGUCAAAUAGAUACUAAACGACCAGCAUGGUGUAUAUUUGGAAAACAAAAUCAAAAUGUUGAAACAUUAUUAUUUAAAGGAAAAUUUUAUGAUUGGCCAAGUAAUUUUCAAGAAAUAAAAUCAGUUCUUGAUGUAGGAACCAAUCUCAAUAAACCAUCAUCAACACAACGACCACCAUCAAUUGUUGAAACACUUAAACCAGCUGAUGUAUAUAAAAUGCUUGUUAAACAAAAUAAUCCAGUCAAUAUGAUUCUUGAACAAAUUAAUACAGGUCGAGGAAGAUAUUGGUAUGAUUCAAUUGAAAUGCGUGGUCAUCAUGUUCAAACAAUUGGAUUAAAUGUUUGGCAUCUUAGUGAAAAUGAACGACAUGAAUUAUCCAAAACAAGUUAUGGACAAUUUUAUUCUGAUGAUGUUUAUAUUGUUCGAUGGAAAUAUAAAUUAAUUCCAAUAGGUAAUGAUAAUACAUUGGAACGAAAGACAGAUAUUAGUCGUGAUCGUAUUGCUUAUUGGAUAUGGCAAGGUAUUAAUGCUAGUCCAAAUGAAAAAGGUCUUUCAGCAUUGAUGGCAAUACUUUUGAAUGAAGAAAAAGGACCUCAUAUUCAUGUUAUUCAAGAACAUGAAGAAGCAGCAUUUUUACAAUUAUUUGAUGGUACAUUUACUAUUCAUAUGGGUAAACGUAAUCAAUUGAAACCAAAAAAAACACCUUGGCGUUUAUAUGUCUUUCUUGGUGAAAUUGAUGUUGAAACACAUUGGUGGGAAUUAAAUGUUAAUAGUGCUAAUUUACGUAGUAGAACAUCAUUUUUAUUAAUUAAUAAUAUUGAAAAUUUAAUGUUACUUUGGCAUGGUUAUGGAACAACUGAUGAACAACAAAUUUUAGCUAGUAAAUCAGCUAUGAAAUUACGUGAAAGAUGUUCAGAAGAAUUUCAUUUUGAUGGUCAAACGGAAGAUAUUGAAUUCUUUGAAAUGGAAGAAGGUGAUGAAAUUGAAUUAUUUUGGGAUGGAAUUAAUGAACGAAAUCAUGAACGAAGAUAUUAUUCAUUAUUAAAUAUUCGCUCAAAUCUAAAACUUUCAUCAACAAUGCGUAUCUUUCAUUUAUCAAGUCUUCAUGGUCCAUUUGUUGCUCAAGAACUUCUUUAUCCUCUUCGUUCUCCUGAUCAUAUAUCAUCAUUUCCAUUUACACAAUCUGAUUUAUAUGAACUUCAUCAACCAGCUUUAUGUUUAAUUGAUACUGAUACUGAAUUAUAUAUAUGGCAAGGAUGGCAUGAUCAAUCUGAUGAUGAACUUGGUUUACAACUUGCUAAUGCAAAUUUAUUAGCACGUGGUCCAAGAGAUAUACGUUUUACAACUGAACGUCGUUGUGCAUUUCGUACAGCUAUUGAUUAUUAUAAAACAAAAACUGGUUCAUCAACUAUUGAUAUACCAAUGUCAAUUGUCUAUGCUGGUUUAGAACCAAUUGAUUUUGUUAAUUUAUUUCCUAAAUGGAGUGUGAAUAUUAAAGCUCGACAACAAAAUCAAUUGGAAGGUAAAAGUGUAAAUCAGAAAGAUUCAAUCAUUGAUGUACUCAAUGAAUUAUGUCGUGAGCAAUAUAGUAUUGAAGAACUUCGAGCUCGUCCAUUACCAGAAGGUGUUGAUCCAUCAAAAAUUGAAUCUUAUCUUUCCAAUGCAGAUUUUCAAAAAGAAUUUCGUAUGACUAAAGAUGAAUUCUAUGCUUUACCCUAUUGGAAACAAACCAAUAUUAAAAAACCACUUGGAUUUUUCUAA
Messenger RNA from Rotaria sordida, 4812 nucleotides. Lineage: Eukaryota; Metazoa; Rotifera; Eurotatoria; Philodinida; Philodinidae. The record is from the annotation of a GenBank genome assembly.